AUGGAAAACACAUUCACCAAUGCCAAAAAUCUGUAUUCUCUCACCAUGGGUCGAGAUCUCAUUUCGGACAAGCAUAUUUAUUUACUCGCAAAAGCUCGUCCUUCAUUAAAGAAGCUGAAGCUCAUUGGCAACAAGGGCCAAUAUUCUGAAAUCCAUGGUGCAUUAAAUAUGCUUUUGCAAGCAUGUCAGUCGACACUGGAAGAGCUAACCUUAAGAAUGUUGCCACUCACAGACACAGAUCUGACUAUAUCUGUUGGGUUGACUAGUAUCACCUUUUGCACCCUCACAAAAAGUUGCCCUUUACUUAAAACACUUAAGAUGGCAUACUCAAAAGGAAAAGAGAUGGAUAAAUUUUCUCCAGAUUAUUUACAAGAAAACUAUCGCAUCCGACUCCUUGAUAUUUGGGACAAUAGUUGGUUGACUGAUAUGACGCUCAAGAACUUAGGGCAAGUUUGCCCAAAUCUUCAGUUCCUCGGUGUAAGUCGUUGUCUGCACCUCACCAAUUUUGGCAUUGGAGAAGUUUUGAGGAGAUACCCCGCCAUAACACAACUGCAUAUCAAUGGUCUCGAGGUUUCAGAUAUUUUUGGAUGUUGCUCUGACCAUUCUGUAGUAAAUUUGAAGAAUUUGAAAGCUCGUGGAACCCAAAUUAAUGACGAAGGAAUGGCAAUGAUUGGAAAUAGGAGUCAAAAUCUCCAAUAUUUGCACAUUGGAUACUGCAAAGAAGUGACAGAGAAGGGGUAA
Molecule: messenger RNA, 741 nt
Organism: Rhododendron vialii
Lineage: Eukaryota; Viridiplantae; Streptophyta; Magnoliopsida; Ericales; Ericaceae
Exons: 2
Coding region: 1-741 (246 amino acids)
Biological process (GO): SCF-dependent proteasomal ubiquitin-dependent protein catabolic process
Cellular component (GO): SCF ubiquitin ligase complex
Source: RefSeq, a predicted model, not a curated record